ACCGUUUAGUUGACAUCAUGGCGGCCAAAAACAUAAACAUGUAUAAACUAGGAGUGCUAUUCUGUAUAUUAAGUGCUUUGGUUCAUCUCUCUGAUAAUCAGGACAAUAGCACUACGACUGAAAACACUACAAUGGCUUCUACUACUUCAACGGCAAGCACUACAACUACGACUACUGUUACAACCACUACAAUUGCACCGACCAUUCCCGGCACUACAAUUCCUCCAAAUACAGGUAUAUUUUCUAACUUUAGGCAUAAGACUAUGGAAGUGAUGUCAUAAAAUGUGUUUAGAAUGGGAACAUAAAUAGGUAUAUGGAUGCAGCAACAAACACUACCAGAACCGGGUAGAUUUGAAAAUGGUAGUUAAGUUGGCUACAGUUGAGCAUUUUGAAUUGGACUAAUAAAAAUCGAAUACUAAUAAUAAAUACUUACUUAAGUAACUUAAGUAGUACCCUGCUGAACUAAUCACUUAUUUUAAAAAAUUCUGAUCAUGCUAUCUCCUGCAAUGUAAUCAGUGGGAAUUUUUUUAAACAAUAAUUAGCCUUAGCCUAAGUUGCAUCCAUUGUUUAACAUAGUUUUCUUCUUCUUCUUCUAUAUCUUAAGGGCCCACGAUCAAUUUAUUGAUCAUUUUGGCUCCUAUGCAUGUAGAUGGGAUUUGCAAUGUUUCUGUUACUGGUGGUGAUGAGGAAAUUAUGCACUAGGGGUUUGAAGGCUUGAGGCAAUAGACACAAAUGUUUUAACCCACGAGCUGUCCAUUGUAUGUUUCUGUACUGUGCAGGCAAUUUAGAGCUUUUUGGGUGCCUUUAAUGCCUUUAAAAAAUGUGAUUUUUCACAUGCAAAUACUAUAACUAGAACCCAUAAAGUAUAUAUUUAUUGAAAGUAGACUGGGUGGGGAAUCAUACUGGCUAUUUUUUAAUGAUAUUUUAUACUCGUUGACCAUGACCUUGACCUUGGAGUGACCAUGAAUAAAGAAAAUGAGGAACAUUUUUCUCUUCAAGUACCUCAAACUACAAUUUUUUUAAGGCAUAUUAUUAUAAUGUUUAUAUAAUAUGAUAGAAUUUUUAUUUAUCUUUCAGAAAAUGUAUUAUUUAUAUAUUUUUUAGUUAUUAAAAGAUUUUUUUAAAAAUUCUUCUGAUACCUUUAAUAAUGCUUUAGUAACAAAGCAUGACAUAAACAAUGAAAAUAUUAAAGAAAAAAAUUAAAUUGAAAAAGCUGCUUUAUAAAUAUUUAAUCUAUAAAAUGAAUUAUAAGAAAAUGUACAUAGAAAAUUAUCCAAUUAUUUUUUAUUGGUACAAAAUCAUCUGCAACAUAGUUUUGAACGAGUCAUAUUGUUGUAGCAACUCCUACUCAUUAUAAGCCUAGGUCUAAAUUGUCCGAACUUUUGCUUUCUGACCCACUAGAAAAACAAUCAUAAUUAUCAUUGUUUUCCUGUGUGAUCGGAAAAUCAUCUUCCAAGCACUUAAGUCAUUAGCUAAAAAGAAUUUUCAAAAAUAUUCCUAACUGAUUUAUUUUAUAAGCCAGGUGGUUCAGCUAUGGCCUGAUCCACUUCGCUAAAAUCUACUGACAAAAAUUUUCUUGAUAAAGAUCGUUGUUAAAAAAAACUCCAAAGUUUAAAAAAAAGACACAGAAGAGCGAAAAACGGAAGUAUUUUAUUUGGUGUAAGAUAUGAGACUGGAACUUAUUCUUUCAACGCAUUUUUUAGCGGCCGUUUUUAUCGGGUGACACAGUUUUUUGAAGAGGAAAUCGGCCGAUGAAAUUGGCAGAUGACAAUUCGUGGGUUAAAAUUGCUGUUAAGACUUAACAACAAUUUUAAACUAUGUUAAACUAUGGAUGCAAAAUUGUUUUUAUAAUGCAAUGUCAGUGGCAAAUUAAAUAAAUAAUAUUGCUGAAACAAUAAAAUUGGCUUGGCUGAAGCUGCAGUUAACAGGACCAAAAGCAGCUCUAAGAGCCACAUUUAAAAGGACUAAGAGCCGCGCCAAGAGCUAUAAUUAACAGGAAAGCACCAAUAUGCUUAUUUAAAAGCCGUAGUUAACAGGACCAUGUACCACUCUAAGAGUCACAUUUUUCCAUGUCUAAGCUAUAGUGUACCACAGUCCUUUCAAAUGCAAUUUCACUUUGAAAUAAAAUGUAAAACUAAUACUGUUUCCCUCCUUUCCAGAUCACAUUACCAGAUAAAUAGCCAUAGUUGCCCUUCAUGGGAAGCUCUGUUUACAAAGCUAUACCACUUCCCCUAGCCACAUUGUUUAAGUCAACUGAUUUAUUCUAAAGUUAAAUUAUAUCUUCUUUAGAUUUAGUGAAUCUAGAUAAACAUAUUUGUUGACGACACGCUCCUCUAAUCUAUAAAUAAUCUAAGUUUGGAAAAAUAUAGUCUGUACAAUUUGAAAUUAUUUACUUUUUGACGGAAAAAAAUUGCCAUCAAAAUAUUGGGGUGAUCUCUGGUGGAACCCUUUAAAAAUAAUCACCAAAACCAAAUUUUGAAAUAAAAAAUAUUUUGUUACAUUUAUAAAGAAUAAGUUAUAAUUUUUUAUUAAGUGCCUUUUGAAUAAAAAAAUAUAAUUUAAAACAUAACUUAAAUUUCUUUGGCUGGUUUUUAAAAAAAAUAGAAAUUUCUUCAAUAUGAAAAAUCAUAAGUUAAAAAUAUUUGUUUUAAUUUGACAUAUGAAAUUAUUCCAAUAUUUAAUAAUUUGCUUUUGAGCUUUUGAAAUGAAUUUAUAUAACUCUAUGGAAUUCUUCUUUCUUUGCAAGAUGAUAGAGUCGCUAUGUACACUUCAUCAAAUGGCUCACUAGGCUGAUUCUAUGAAUGGCAGUCUCAGCUGCAUUUCUUGCAGGAGAAUAUUGAUUCCUGGUUAGAUUUGGCCUUCCAUAUUGCUCUUUUUGUUUCAAGGGCUUUGUUUCACCCAUCUUCUGCCAUUUUUACUCUUUCAUACACUGCUGUUUGCCACCUGGAAUGGUGCUCCGUGAUGAUCUCCCAUUAGUUGAUUUCUAAGUUGGCCUCCGUCAUACUCCUUUUGCAAAUUUUCAUAAAUUGCAGCCAUGGCCAUCCACUCAGUCUUGCCCCUUCUGCCAACUCUCUAUACAGCAGAUUUUUUGGGAUACUGCUUUCCUUCUUUCUCCUUACAUGGCCCAAUCAGCAAAGGCGCCUCUUGCUAAGCGUGGAGAAUAUGCAACACAUUUUUGCAUGUUCCAAGACCUCUGUGUUAGGCACCUUGUCCUGCCUUCGAAUGCACAAACUGUGACGCAGACAACUUUAAUGGAAGCCGUUGAGUUUCCGCUUAUGACUGGCAUAUAUGGUCCACACUUUACUACCAUAUAGGAGCAUACUAAACACACAUGCCUGAUAAAUGCUUAGUUUUUGUUCUGUCAGUUAGUUUAAGAUUAUUCCAUAACCACUUAUUCAAUUUAGCUGCAGUUGCUGCUGCUUUUGUGAGAUAUUGGAUCCAAGGUAUGCGAAAUGCUCAACAACCGACAGAUUAUGUCCCUCAAUAGAUGUGUUUGGAGGGGAUGGUGCUUCUUGCAUCAUGACAUUUGUUUUCUGUAGAAUAAAUGAUAGUCCAAACUUUUUUUCUGCAUAAGUGAGGCAAUCGACUAGAUGCUGAAGGUCCUCUUUUGUGUGUGCAAUGCUAAGGCGGCAUUAUCAGUGAACAGAAUUUCACGAAUUAGUACCUUUUUAACCUUGGUCUUUGCACAAAGGCGAGUGAUAUUGAACAGCUUACCAUCAGAUCUGAUAUGCAUGUACACUCCAUCUUUAAAGAUUAAUAAAUAGAUGCUCAAUGUUUACAGUGGUUUAAAAAUAAUCUUAGUAUAAAAAGAAAAGUUUAAAUAAGUUAUUGAUGUAACAUAAAAUAAUGUCCUCUAUAUACAAUCCACAUUUAAUAAGAGAAAUCAAACCUCAUUAUUGAAGUAGUACUGAGUUUAAAAGUCACACCCUCAUGAACAUAAGUUAUUUGGACAAAUUUAUAUGGCAUGAUAAUUGUACACUGCUUUGAGCACUGCUUAUAUAAAUAUUAUAUAAAUAAAUAUGACACAUUUUUAUUUUUUCAUCUAGAGCUUUUUUUAAAACUUGUAUUUUUUUCCAUUCAGAUAUCAGCAAGUGUCCUUGUGAUUUAACUGGAAAUGCCUGUGAUGUUAACUGCUGCUGUGACCCAGAGUGUAGUGCUGCUGAUAAACUUGUCUUCUCAGAGUGCCUUCCCAGUUCUUAUACGUGAGAAACAUCCUUUUAACAUUUUCACUAGCUUCUAAUGCAUGUUUAUGCCAUCGAUGAGCACCAUAGUAGCAUAAAAUGUAAUUGAUGCAAUCUGGUUUUUUUUACAAUUUUUUAUGAGCUUACUGAAGAGAUUUACUUUAUAAAUAUUAAAUUUGAAUUCAGGUUUUUUUAGAUGUGUAUUUAAUAAAUCAUAUCUUUUUCUACAGAGUAUGUGAUCCAUCCAUCCAUCUCUUUGGUGCUAAGCUCAUUUAGGGCUUUGGCCUGCCUCACCACAUUCUUCCACUAUGACCUAACUGAUGCUUUUCUUUUCCAUGCUUAGAUUCCCAGCUUAUGUAGAUCACUCUCCAUAUCAUCUAUCCAUAUCUCCAUAUCUUUGACAAUCUAGGCUUAGAUGGAUAGAUGAUAUGGAGAGGGAUCUUCAGAAGCUGGGAAUCCAAGCAUGGAAAAGAAAAGCAUCAUCUAAGUCAUGCUUGUAGUGAUGCGUUUUCUCAUUCAAUAACAGCUUUUAACAUGUCUUUACUACUUUACGCCAAAAUACUAUGUCAUCAGCAUAUGCAAGAUACUGAAAGGGUUGAUCGUAGAGAGUCCCCAUUGGUUGUUGGUCUUGGGUUUCCCUCAGAAAGUAUCCUGUUAUUAAUCCUCAGGUAUCAAUAUUUAUGCUUCUUAUAACUCUCUCCAACGUUAGGUUAAAUACCAUACAAGACAGUGAGUCUCCUUGUCUUAGGCCUGGUCUAAUCUGAAAUUCCCAUGAAUACUCACCCUGAACCUUGGCUCUGCUUUUUGAGUUGUUUAAUAUUAUAUUUAUCACUCUUGUCAGUUUGUUGGGUAUGCCAAACUCUUGCAGAGUCUCAUGUAGAUAUUUAGAUAAAUAGAGUUGAUGUACUGUGAUAUUAUAUUCAUAAUAACAUUUAUCUAAUAAGCAUCUGAUGGUGAAAAUCUGAUCAGUCGUUGAUCUGUUUUGUCUGAAUCCACAUUGGUAGUCACCUAGUAUUUGUUCAGUGUAAAGAUGUAGUCUUUUGGCAAUUAGUUUUGUCAGUAUUGUUCAUGUAGCAUUUAAUAGGGAACUUCCUCUGUAGUUGCGGUUACUUAUGCUGAUGAAAUUUUCUCUUCUUGCCAAAUUUUAGUUAUAAUUUUAGUCCUCUUCCUCCAUAUUUUAUAAGCUCCGCUGUGAUGAGGUCUUCUCCAGGGACUUUGUGGUUUUUCAUAGAAUUGAUUACUUCUGUAGUUUCUUCAAAAGUUGGGGAGUUUAUUAAAGGGUUUGGUUCUACAAUGCAGUAGUUGAUAAUCUUCAUCUUGUCCAUAAUUAAUUCUCCAUCAUUGCUUUCACACAUUUUAGGUCUGGUUUGGUAUCCAUUAUUUUUGUGUUUUAUCUUCAUGUACAUUCCUCUAAUAUUUCCUUCUCUUGAUAAGUCGUCUAUUUCUUUUAGUUAAUUUUUUUUUUCCAUUCACUUUUUUCUUCCUAAGCAUUUUCGUGGUUUUCCUUGUGGCUUCAUUGUAUUUUUGUCUCAUAUUUCUGCUUUCCCUUUGUAUCAUGGUCAUUCGUGCCUUGUUUCUUUCUUCGGCAGUCUCACUGCACUCAUUAUCAAACCAGCGUACUCUUCUGUUAGUUUGAUGGAAUCCUACUACUUUUCCUGCUGACUUUUCAUAGCAUUUUUAUCCUAUCCCACUGUGCAUCUAUGUUGUUUUCCCUGUUUAUUUCUUCUGUGAGCCUACUAGAUAUGCUGUUACUUCAUUUUGGUAGGCUUUUGUGGUUUGUUGGUUUUUGGUAAGUUUUUGGUACUCUUAUCAUUUUUCUCUUUGAUUUCAGCCAUUGUGUUUUAUGCUUUUUUGCUGCUUAUGAGUAUGUGAUCGUGUGCUAAAAUUACUUCUCUGUAGAUUGGAUGACAAGUUGUGUUUUAAUAAGGACGUAUUUCUGUUUGAAAAUGGCCCGGCUGCAUCAGGAGACUCCAACGGAUUAUUCUGCAUCUAUUUCGACAAUGGUAACAUGUUUAUUUAUGUUUAUUAUUUUUCUUCUAGCUCUUACUCUUAGUCUUUUCUGGUCAAUCUCAGCUUUUUGAUGCCAAAAUUUAUUUAAUUUUUUGUUGUUGUCAUUUUCUAAAUUUAUUGAUCACAAUACAAGCAAAAUUUGACGAUCAUUAUUUUGUGUUUCUUGGGUAAAAAGCACCCAAAAAAAAAAAUAUCUUGAGCAUGUGAUAUGCAAUGAAAUCAACUAUAGACAUUAUAGGUUAUAGAUUAUUAAUUCAGAUGAAAUGGUUAAAAUUCUUUUUGUUUUUAAAACUUCACAGAGGCUGAGCGCAACUAUUACACUAACCCAACAUUGGUGACAAGUGAAACAGAGUUUCUCCGCUAUGCAGAUCAGUAUGGAAAAUUUUCCUUUCAGGACACAGCCCCACCACCCACACUGACUUCUCAAUUUAACAACUAUUACAGGGUGAGCCAAAGUUAUUUCACUAUUACAGGGUGAGUCAAAGUUAUUUCACUACCGAUAUUACAGGGAGAGCCAAAGUUAUUUCACUAUUACAGGGUGACCCAAAGUUAUUUCGCUAGUACAGGGAGAGCCAAAGUCAUUUCACUAUUGCAAGCUGAGCCAAAGAAUGGGUAUUUAUCAAUGAAAGCUUCACCAAAAGGUCUACCAUACAAAAAGAAAUGUUUACAAAAAAAUUUUAUUCUCUGAUUCUGUGCUGUAUCUUUAUUCCUGCUAUAUUACAGCCUUACAGCAAGUUAUAUUCAACAAAAUUGUCUAGCACAUCCAAUUUGAGCAUGCAAUAUUUUUCCUUGGUCCGUAGUGAGGACUGGUGUGAAAGUUUGGUGGUGCUUUGAUUUAAACCCCUGACCACCAGUGCGUUACUUACUUUGCCAAGCCAGCUAACUGCUAGAAUUUCUUUUUCUUUUAUCCACAGAGUGGAGAUCCGAUUUAUGUUGUAUUCCAAAACCAGGCUUUCAGUUACCUAAGCCUUCCCGCCAGCCAGACUUCAUCAACUCUUUGCAUUGACAGCAAUCCAGCUGGUAGGGGGCAUGCUUAGGGCCUGGCACCAGGGGCAUCUACACAAGAGGGAGGGGUCAUGCUUAUAGCCUUGAACCAGGGGCGUCUACACAAGGGGGAGGGGUCAUGCUUAGAGCCUUGAACCAGGGGCAUCUACACAAGGGGGAGGGGUCAUGCUUAGAGCCUUGAACUAGGAGCAUAUACUCAAGGGUGAAGGGUCAUGCUUAUAGCCUUGAACCAGGGGCGUCUACACAAGGGGUUGGGGGUCAUGUUAAUGGCCUUGAGCCAGGGGCAUCUACACAAGGGGGGGGGCAUGCUUAUGGCCUUGAACCAGGGGCAUCUACACAAGGGAGAGGGGGUCAUACUCAGAGCCUUGAACCAGGGGCAUUGACACAAGGGUGGGGGGGGGGAUAGACACCCCUGCCUUAAACUGUUUAAUGUUAACCUCUUGGGAUAAAAACAGGCAGAUGGUAGCAAACAGAUGCACAUCAGAAAACCCUAUUUACUUUUAAAAUCAGCCAAGUUCUCUCUUUAUAAAUAUGUAAACAAGGCUUGCUCCAUUCAAACUCACAGGUUAUCUCCUGGAACAGACAAAUCAGUGCAGCAGAACUUUUACAAAUCUAAGUACUGAAUGCCUAAGUGAUCCAGCUCUUAAGGCAGACACAUUUUACAAGGGCUUUAGGAUUGUAAAGGUUAGACAUAACUGGCUUAAAUUUAAGUCACCAGUUUUAAAGCUUGUAAGAGGUUAAAUAAAAUUCUGACUACAUGGCAAGGUCUACAAUUUAUUUUAUUCUUUUAAAAGUUUUAUGAAGAAAAUAUGACGCCGAUUCAUCUUUUUUGUAGGACCCUUUCCUGUUGAAGGCAUUCAACUCUUCAACAUCAGUGAAGGAUCCUAUUGUUGGUACGUUUCAUGGUUGAUAAAUAAGUCAUGACUCAUAGUAAUAUUGGAAGAAAGUAAAUGUUAUAGUGGCUACAAAAAUAUCUCCUGUAAUGUCAUCUGGGGCUGUGUUAUUGGUGAGGUUACUAAACAGUGAACCAAUAAAAGAAUAUUAAUAUUUGUGUGCUUCAUCAUAUUAUCAUAUGUUAAUGACAUAAUUAUGUGUUACUCACAUUAUCAUAUGUAGAUCAUAAUAAUAGAUCAUCUGGGGUCUGCAGGGAGAAGAUGAGGUUUGACAAGGGCUGUUUUAUUUCUCUGAACUGAGAAGUUUUCAGAUGGCAAAAAGAUCUCUUAAAUCACAACGAAAGCUCAGGCAAAAAGAUCUCUUAAAUCAGAACAAAAGCUCAGGCAAAAAGAUCUCUUAAAUCAGAACAAAAGCUCAGGCAAAAAGAUCUCUUAAAUCAGAACAAAAGCUCAGGCAAAAAGAUCUCUUAAAUCAGAACAAAAACUAAGGCAAAAAGAUCUCUUAAAUCAGAACAAAAGCUCAGGAAAAAAGAUCUCUUAAAUCAGAACAAAAACUAAGGCAAAAAGAUCUCUUGAAUCAGAACAAAAGCUCAAAUUACAUCUUAUGGCAAUUCAUUUGUUUAACAGCUGCUAUAUUUUAGUUGGCUAAUUUAAAAAAAAAAAAUUUCUUGCCUUUAUUUGCUAAAUGACUAUUUAAUAGUACAGAAGUUUCUUAAUAAUAUCUGUUUCUGGGUUGUUGCUACAAUUUGUCAUUGACAACACACCCCCCCCCCCAAAAAAAAAUAAAUCAAAUGAGUAAAAUCAGUUAAUUAUUUUGCAUUCCCUUUUUUUUCCCUUCAAUGUUUUAUUCAAAGUUAACUUGAAUGUUUAUUAGAGUGUAGAUUAACCCUAAGACUGUCCUGCUGUCAGGGUUAGAAAACUCAUUCGUCGAACAUCAAACUGUUGUCCCCGCAGGUUCACCCAACCUGACAGACGUCACAGACUUGUACAACAACAACUUUACCCUAGAGUUUGAACCCAUUGAGUGCAUACAGAAUGGUUUCAAAGCACCCUGUAACUCAACUACUCAGCUACCAGUAGCAGCCCCCACAUACAAUGGUUCAGUGUGCAGUCAAGCAAUAGUAGAGGUAACACCAAGCUAUAGUAGAGGUAAUCCCAAGCUACUGUAGAGGUAAUCCCAAGAAAUGGUAGAGGUAUACCAAGCUGUAGUGGAGAUAAUCCCAAGCUAUAGUAGAGGUAAUCCAAAGCUAUAUUAUAGGUAACCCCAAGCUAUAGUAGAGUUAACCCUUAGCUAUUGUAAAGGUAAACCCAAACUAUAGUAAGGGUAAUCCCAAGCUGCUGUAGAGGUAAUCUCAAGCAAUAGUAGAGGUAAACCAAGCUAUAUUAUAGAUAAUCCCUUACCAUGUUAGAGGUAAUCCCAAGUUAUAGUAAAUGUAAUCCCUAACUAUAGUAAGGGUAAUCCCAAACUAUAGUAGAGGAGAUAACCUCUGGAAAUUUAGUUUCUGAAUAUGGAGACUCAUGCCACGCGCCAAUCAAGAGGACAGUCAUUUAUGUUCGUACCAGUAAAAAAGGACAUGUUGACUGUGUUUCCCUGAGUUCAAGUUUGAACUAUUUUUUUUCCCCCACUGUUGUUGGGAAACAUCUAAACAUUGUCAUCUUCAACAUGCCCAGGUCCACUACAGGUUUGAGACCAAUGGGAUCUAUGGAGUGGAGAAAGCCUAUGUCACUUUUGUCUACUCUGACAUCACCACCAACAGUGUGACCCAAAAAUUUUCAACUUCAUUCUCAAAGGUAAGAAAUGUCAUUUGAAAUUUUUUAAAAUAAAUAAUUUUAAACCAAAUUUGGGCCACGGUUUUAUGGUACCUAAAUCAUAUUAGAAUUGUCAGUUUUAAUUAUUAUUACAUUUAUUUAUAAUUACCAUUCUUUGGAAUUUUGACUAUUUCAGGCGUCAAGUGCUGCCACCCAACCUGUGGCUCGUAGUGGAAAUCCUGGCUACCAGAUUGGCCAACCCAUCACGGCUGGUGUAUUUAAUCGUACUGUAACGGGUGCUACAACUGAGUAUCCUUUGCUGUAGUUUUUUUUUUUUACUGCACAUGUUCAGAUUGCUAAUAAUUCUGUUUAAUGACAUUCGAAGUCAAGAAUAAGCUGUACAAAAGAGGCCCACCAAGAUGAAAAAAAUGAUUGCCAUUGUACAAGACAUAAUUUAAUAUGUCACUAAUGUUUUAUGAAUAUGAGGGUUGGGAGGAUGAACUGUUCGACGCCCUUCCCUCCACAUUCACCCAAACCAAUGCUGUAGGGAACAACCCGAAAUCUGCUUGGACAUUUAGCCGCGGCCGAAUGGCCUGUUUUUUUUCAAGUGCUCACCUCAGCAAAUACUGCUAUUACUACAGAUGCUGAUCCAGAUAUUUAUUUGAAAAAUUAAACUUUUAAAGAUAUUCAUUAUAUUUGUGUUCCUGUAAUAAAAUUGCGGUUAUUCUGACAUUUCGGAUUGGAGCUCAGUGCCCACCAAAACCCAGAAAGAAUGGGGAAAAAACACCAUCUACUGAGUGCUAUCCACAUGAUAUUUCAUUAGUUGUGUAUGCAUUCUAAAAUAUUUACAUUCUUUCCCACUGGAUAAAUCACAAUUUUUAAAUGAAAAUAGCUUGUUUAAAGCCUGUUUUUUUGUGGUUUUUGGGGGGGGGGGGGGGGGGGGGGUUUUUGUUUUUUUUUUUUUUUUAAUAGACUCGGAUAAUGAAAUUAAUAGCAAUUUAGAUGUAAUUAUACUACUAAAUUACAGAUAACUAAUACGUUAAUUAUGCUAGCUGCAGUAUAAGUAUCGGGUAAUACAGAUUCCUGCUGUAAAUUAACGAAGUAAAGUCAAUAUCAUCUGCCUUUUAACAAAGUUGUUGAGUUUACAGUCUUAUACCAUUAUUUUUUACCAUAUCAUCGCAUGGAUAUAUUUUUUUUAAAACUCUAUGCACUAUGUGAACAUAAAUUGUUAAAAGUAGGCGGUUCGAGCAGUUCGAAUUAAGUUUUUUUAAGUGCAUAUAAAAAAACAAAUUCAUUACAGACGCACGAUGUAUUAUUAAACUAAUGUCUAUGCAACCAUUUGGUGACCUAUUGUGCAUAGUAUCUGCGCAUAACUACCAGUAAUAUAAGUAGAGCCCCUUUGAAGGGAUUUAGCGUAGUUGUCUCGGAAUGGCCCCAGUUGGCUUUAAAUAAUUUAAAGGAUUUGACAUUUUAAUUUAGAAAUAAAUAGCUAUUCAGUUAAUUUGUAUUAAAUUAUUAUUAGAUCGCAUUAUAGGUAGACAUGGAAUUAUGUAUGGAUCGCAUUAAUAUAUAUACGCAACUGGAUUUGGCAAAUAGCAGUAAAAGAACUUGGAUUCGUUACCAGGUGAAAAUGUUUACCCGGUUGAUCCCUAGAAUGCAGCUUCAGGAUGGUUUAUGGUUGAUAUUCCAGGUCAAAUACAUGAUGCAUUAACCUCAUAAGGAAACCGGUGUUUUUGUUGUUUUAGAUGUAACAACUGUGAGUAUUUUAUCUUAAUUGUCAAACUGAUAACUGAUACUAAUUCUAUCAGCUGUCAUUCUAUCAGCUGUCAUCAAACUGGAAUCUUUUCUCAUUCAUUGUCACUAUGAAUCUGUUAACCCUUGAGUUGUCAGUGUGCAACCUUGCAACUGUCAUAGCAAUGCACUGUCUAACCCUUUGAGCUGUCACAAUAAAUCUGUUUGUUAACUCUUGAGCCGUCACUUAUAACCCUGUCAACCCUAACCAGCAACAAAGUGAAAGAAUCCUUCUGACGCAAUACCGGGGUCAGCAGCUGGCACUGGUUCGUCCGUCCGUCAGUGGGGACUGUCUGACCGACGCCGGGCAGCUCAGAGAACCUGUCCUGUUUGGUCAAGAUAUGCGGACUGGAUGUUUUAUACAGUAAUGCAAUUCUCAUCAUUCAAAUGUUUCAUUUUGGGUUGUUGUUUUGAUUGUUUUUCAUCAUUAUAAAAAUAGAUCCUCAAGCUGAUGAUUAAUUUGUGAAGAAAAAAAUAAAUAAUAAUAUAAAAAUUUGAAAUUUUAAAAAGUUUUCUCUAUUACAAAAAGAAAUUUGUUAGUUGAUUUGUGUUGAUUUGUUUCAGAGUCACUUCAACUAGUGACAUCUCCAACUGUCAGCUCCUACAGCAGAGCAUUUUCACUGCCAUUGAAGGUUAUGCUGUCCCCACCUUUGACCCAGCAUUCAAUGUCUACCCAAAGAACAGCCGUUACGUCGCCACGUUCGGCGACUCAGAUAUCAAGAAGACUGGCGACUGGGUUGAAAUUCUCUACCAGAAUCGUCCACCUCCCCAAACCGUAUGUACUCCCUGUAAAUUUUAAAAACAAGCUGAACUGAUAAAAGAUACGGUACUGUACUUUAUUUUAUUCACAGAUUGUAUCUGUGAAUUGUAUCUGUACCUUUAGGUGUAAUCAGUCUUUUAAGUUUGAAAAUAAUUUACUAAGAACAUUGUUUCUGAUAUUCUCAUUAGUUUCAAAAAGAAGUAUUUAUAUUUGAAUUUGUAUUGCUUAUUCGAAAGCAGCUGUAUGCCAAACUUAUAUAAAUACCCUCAAAAAAUAGUUUAUCACCUCAGCUGUGUUAAAUAAUAUGUCUCAUCACCUCAGCUACGUUAUACAACGUCUCAUCAACUCGGAUGCCUUUUAAAAAAAAGCUGUAAAUUAUUAUGUAUCGACAUUACAUGAUGUUGGGUUCUUUUCUUUCUUGCUCUUAAAUGUGUUUAUCCAGUGCACAAAUCAAACAUAUUUUCUUUGCAGGCAUCUUCACAGUGCUUCCUCUCAUUGGGGGCCAACCUCCACAUUCUGUAUGCAAACAUUGGUGCCUUGCCCAACCCACAACCUAAGAUUAUUGGUGUGGCCUAUGUUUAUGAUGCUCCUCAGACUGUCUCAUACAAGGUUGGUGAUAUCUAUUUCUUUUAUUCUAUAAGACUGUAAUUCAUUGUUUGACCCUAUGAACUCCAGCUGUUUACAAAUUUCACUCUGUCAAUUUCCAGCCAAAGGGAAUGAUCUCCACGUAGGGUUUGGUUUUAGUUUCAGGAAAAUUAAAACAAAUCUGUUUUGUGAAUUAAGUACUGGUACAUAGAAUAAAAGAUAAUUGAAUCAGAAAUGAUUGCUGCAUGUGUGCUUCAAUCAUGAUUACAGUGUAGUCCAAUGUUUCGGUUGGGUCAAUUCCUGAUGUCAAACUCACAAGUGAGAUGUUAGAAGAUUAUGCUGUUAUUUUAAUUUUCUCCUUCUCUCAUUAUCAACAUUAUGACAAGUUUCUUGAAAGUUAGUAUCCUUGUUUUAGUCUAGUUACAUUGUGUGUGGGAUAUUUCUUUCUUCUGUUUUUGAAGAGCAAUUUAUUAAUUGAAAUGGCCAUAGAUAUUUUAAAAUAUAUAUAUUUUUAAAAAAAUGCAAUUUUUAGAAAUGCCUGCUUGAAAAAGCUGAAUGAAUAAUAAAAGAAGAUGACUAUUCAAGAAAGGCUAAACCAUCUUUUUCUCUGCUCACAGUGCUCUGGUCCAUACUGUCAGCCCGGCGCAUCGGGGCUGUCACAAAAAGUUGAAAUCAGCAGCUCCGUUACAUUUAUUGAUGUCUCCCAGUCACCUCAAGCUGUGGAGGGGAAGUAUCCAACCUUUGCCGUGCGCUUGCCAUACGAUUUCUUCUAUCCCUUUCUGAACUCAGCCCCCAAGUGGCAUGGUCCGAGUGCCAUGCCUUGGCUGGUGAUUGCUGCGGUCUCUGGUCAUAUUUUAUUUCACUGAUAAAUUAUUGCUUUCUAUACAAAACUGUUUUAAAUAUCUAGAAAUAAAAUUUAAAAGACAAUAAGUAAUAGUGUUUAGACAAAAUUUUUAAAUAUGAUAAAUUAAAACAUGAAUUUUGUGACAGCAAUUAUUUGCUUAGUGAAAAAAAUGUUCAAAUGAUUAAACACCUAUUUGUUUAUAAGAAAACAUUUUUAGAACAGUUUAGCAUGGAUUCAGUUUUCUUCCCAGCCACCGUCCAAAAUAAAACAUCAUUGUGUGCCUUCUACUUCUAUAAAUGUAGCUUAUUUUUGUAUCAUCAGUGGUGUGAUCCAGAUGUGUCACUAGAUGCCACCCAUCAUUCAUUGAGACAUGUUAAUUUAAAUGUUGAAGAAAGGAGAAAAAUCAUCUCAAUAUUUUAACAAAGUUGAAUGCUUGAAAUUUAAUGUAAGUUCAUCAUUGACUUUGACUUGUUAAAUACACUUUGAAAUAGGUUAAUGUGUUAAUUUUGCUCUUUAUUAGUUAGUUAGUUCAUACAAUUCUUGUCAUGCAUUGUUUUAUUGAACUUUUCUUUACUUUCCUGCUCUCAAACAUUUCCAAUGUCUUCACUGGAUGUUCAUUACCAAGUGAUAUCAGUAAAUUUGUUAAUAUUAAUACUAUCAUUAUUAAUGAGGGUAUAAAUUUCUCUAUGAGUGUAAGCCAUGUAACAAAGCCAUCAUACAAAACUCUGGGUUGUUUAAAGCAACUGAUAACAUGAGUCAAAGAGUCAUUCAGUUGGGGGAUGCAUUAUUUGUAUCAAAAUGCUAAAAUAUAUCCCCCAGAACAAAACAGCUUUUCAAAGGUCACAUUUCUCAGUCGAAUGUAAUUUACAUUUUAAAAUUAUAUUUAUGUGAAAAUUUCUCCGUCCAAAGCUGAAAUUUUGUUUCUUUUGAAACUGGUAACUUUAAUUCUUGUUUUUUAAUUUUUUUUUUUUAAUUUAAUUUUUUUUUUUAAACAUCACUUUUUACAUUUUGAACCCAUUUUUUAAAUAGUUUGUUUUGUGAGACAUCAAGUCAUGUUAUGGCCUGUGUCAUAUCAUCAUCGGCCAUUCUGGAUGGAUUUUCUGCACUGAUUGGGAGAAUCUUUUCCUUGGUCUCCAGACCAAAAAAGAAUAGCUGAAUUAAACUCAUUGCUGCUGAUGAAGCCUCAUCUUCAACUGUCCAUCAGGUACAGAGCAGUCUUACGGCUAUCUCAUUAAGUCAUAUCAAUGACUGUCCAUCAGGUGCAGAGCAGUCUUGCGGCCAUCUCAUUGAGUCAUAUUAUUCACUGCCCAUCAGGUGCAGAGCAGUCUUGCGGCCAUCUCAUUAAGUCAUAUUAUUGACUGCCCAUCAGGUGCAGAGAAGUCAUGAUCUUUCCUAUCUCAUUUAGCAACAUCACUACCAACCAGGUACAGAGCAGUCUUGUUCCUAUCUCACUGACUCACAUCAGUGACUGUCCCCCAAGUAUAGAGCAGUGUUGCUCCUAUUCAUUAAGUCAUGUCAUUAACUGCCCACCAUUAAAAGGGCAGCCUCGCUCCAAUCACUAUAAGUAUAGGUCAAGUCAUGGGAUCAUGAUGGAGAGGAGUCGUCUCCUGACCCAUAGACGUUAAUCCCAGGCAACAGAAUAAUGCCAUUUGUUGAUGUUUAAACUCACUGUGCGAGGUUUGAAUUUCAAUUAAAAUGAAAUAGGUUGUUAUCUCCAAACCCAUGAUAGACAUUCCUGAAGUUAUAGCUUGAAUGAAUGAAUCUGGUACUGAUUGUGUAAGUUAAAUAGUUAAUAGAAAACAAGUUAUCUGAAUGGACUGUGUCUGAAAGGUCUAAGUGAAUUUUUGUCAUUAAAUAUGAUGGACUGUAGAUGUAUAUCAAAUAUAGCAAAUAUAAUAAAAUAAG
Molecule: messenger RNA, 15723 nt
Organism: Lymnaea stagnalis (great pond snail)
Lineage: Eukaryota; Metazoa; Mollusca; Gastropoda; Lymnaeidae
Source: the annotation of a GenBank genome assembly